AUGUUAUCAGUUGCUCUAAAUAUAUUUAUAAAAUAUAAUAUGCGCAAUUGCAAUCAAUUUGUGCCAAUUCCUAAGAUUUGUGUCCGAAGAUCAAACCUCAUUGAGGACGCUCUGAACAGUUUUUUAAACGAAAAUUGGGGUUUAAAAAGUCCCAUAGCGUCAUUUUUAACACAAAGUCGCUUAGUUGUAGAAUUUUUAGGUGAAGUUGGCGUGGAUUCUGGAGGAUUACGACGUGAAUUUUUUAGUUUAUUAGUUGACGAACUGUUGAAUUGUGAAUAUGGACUAUUCAAGCUUUGCUCCAGAGACACAGCGUACUGGUUAACGGGGUAUGAAUUAGGAUUUGCUAUUCAAACUGAGUUAAUUGGAUUUGUUAUCGGUUUAGCUUUAUUAAAUGGUGACACAUUGAAAGUUCCUUUCCCUAAAGUUUUUUUUAGAAAAUUACUGUCAUCAAACCGAAACUUAUUAAAAUCGACUAUUUUUAAAAACUAUCAAUCUAGUAGCGAACAAUACAUCAUGUUUAAACCAGUAACAAGCACAAAUUUUAUAGUUCUGAAAGUUAUGGAGAAAGAUCAGCUCAUACUGCGUAGCAAUUACAACCCAGAUUUAACAAAAUUUAUUUAUUUGCGACAAAUAGAUAAGGUGUACAAAAGCCUCACUCAGCUUCCAGAAUACACACCCACUCUGCAAGAUCUAGAAGAAAUUGAACCAGAAAUUGCGGAUAACAUAUACAAGCUUUACCUCAUGUCAUGUGAUUCAAACAUAGCUAACUUAAAUUUAACAUUUUCCGUCACCAAAGACUGUUUAGGUGAGUUUCAAGAAAUUCCGUUAAAGGAUAAAAACGGUAAUGAAUAUUCUAUGGAGAAGCUUGUAACCAAUCAAAAUGUAUUGGAAUACAUAGAAGCGUUAUUGAACUAUUAUUUGAUAUACAACAUUGAAACCCAAUUUGACAACUUUUAUCUCGGCUUCCACCGAGCUUGUGCUUGUUCACUAUUUAUGCAUUUGACUCCAGAACAAUUAGCUUUUACACUAAACGGAAUCGAAGGUGAAAUCGAUGUAAACCACUUAGAAAAAGUUACACAAUAUUUAAACGGAUAUGAUGAACACAGUCAAGUUAUCAAGUGGUUUUGGGUUUGUUUUAGAAUGCUAAGUUCCUCAGACAAAAAAAAACUAUUGAUGUUUAUCACAGGUUCAGAACGAAUUCCAUUGGGUGGACCAGAAGCGCUUGAACUUAAAAUUACCAACCCUGGUGGUUCGUCCGAUCGGCUUCCCUGGGCUCACACCUGCGAAAAAAUUUUGUUAUUGCCUAAUUAUCCCAGCUAUGAGUUACUCAGUGAUAAAUUACGAAUAGCAAUAGAACAUAACAGAGGCUUUGGCCUGUAUUAA
Messenger RNA from Dermatophagoides pteronyssinus (European house dust mite), 1383 nucleotides. RefSeq names its product probable E3 ubiquitin-protein ligase HECTD2. The record is from RefSeq and is a predicted model, not a curated record. Lineage: Eukaryota; Metazoa; Arthropoda; Arachnida; Sarcoptiformes; Pyroglyphidae.